AGUUUGAAUAGAUUCCAACUAUGCAAGGGUUCUUAAGGUUGACUAUUAAAAAAUGUUCAAGAGACAGGGCUCGUUUGCCAACAUCGCACCACUAACCCACACAUGAAUUUACUGCAAAAAUGGCGACAUGGAGCCAUCUGUCACGUCACAGCUGGCGUUGUCAGCAUCUCCACCAUGGUGCACAAGGUAGCAGUGAUUGGCGCCGGCCCGUCGGGUCUGAGCUGCAUCAAGACGUGUUUGGACGACGGCUUGCUGCCCACCUGCUUCGAGAGCAGUGAUGACCUUGGCGGACUUUGGAAGUUCAAAGCAAUAUCGGAGCCCAACCGUGCCAGCAUCUACCGCUCCCUGACCAUCAACAUCUCCAAGGAGAUGAUCUGCUUCAGUGACUUCCCCACUCCGGCCGACUACCCUAACUACAUGCACCACUCCAAAAUACUCAAUUACUUGCGCAUGUACGCCGAGCACUUCAAGCUGCUGGCGCACAUACACUUCCAGACCUCGGUGAAGAGCGUCAGACAGAAGGCCGAUUAUUCCCGCACGGGUCAAUGGGAAGUGUUGACGGAGAGAAAGGACGGAAAGGAGGAGACGCACGUCUUUGAUGCUGUUAUCUGCUGCUCAGGACAUUACACUUACCCCAACCUGCCCCUACAGGACUUCCCAGGAAUCGAGAGCUUCACGGGACAAUACCUGCACAGCUGGGACUACAAGGGUCCCGAGGACAUGCACGGCAAGCGAGUGGUGGUGGUCGGCAUCGGGAACUCAGGCUGCGACAUUGCGGUGGAGAGCAGCAAGUUUGCAGAGCAAGUGUACAUGAGCACACGGCGUGGCGCCUGGGUCAUCAGGCAGGUGUCGGACGACGGCAUGCCAGUGGACAUGAAGUACAACACGCGCUUUGUCCACAUUUUGUUCCAGCUCUUCCCCAUGAACUUCUUCAACUGGUUUGGCGAGAAGAAACUCAACGCCAUGUACGACCACACCAUGUACGCCCUCAAGCCCAGCCACAGGCUCUACAGUCAAGUCCCAGUGAUCAACUACGAACUGCCUUUUAAGAUUCUGUCCGGCUCCGUCAUCAUCAAGUCCAACGUCAAGGAGAUCCGUGGUUCCUCUGUGAUCUUUGAGGACGGAAGCGUCGUAGAGAAGGUGGACACCAUCGUGUUCGCCACGGGGUAUAAUUACGACUUCCCGUACUUGCCCAGCGGCGCUCUGUACAAGUCGGGGCACCGCGUCGGUCUCUACAAGCACGUCUUUCCACCCAACUUGGAGCACCCCACCCUGGCCGUGGUGGGUUUUAUCCACGCCCUCGGAGCCAUCAUGCCACAGGCUGAACUGCAGGGGCGUUGGGUCUCACAGGUCUUAAAAGGAAACCUGAAGUUACCUUCAAACCAGGCCAUGGUCAAAGCUGUAGAGCAGGACACCAAGGACAUCAACAAAAGUUACAUCGUGUCCAAGCUGACGCCGCUCCAGGUGGACUUUGUGUCCUACAUGGACGACCUGGCCGGAGAGAUCGGAGCCCGACCCAGCCUGCUGUGGCUCCUCUUCACCGACUACCCGCUCUUCAAAAAGGUCCUGUGGGGGCCCGUCACCGCCUAUCAAUACCGCCUGACCGGGCCCGGCAAGUGGGAGGGCGCCCGGCGAGCCAUCUUCACACAGUUUGACCGCAUGUUCGAGCCCCUGAAGACCAGGAAGGUGAAGGAACAGGAACACAACGUCUCCAGUCGCCUGUUCAAGUUAGGCCUGGCCCUACUGACAGGAGGAACCGUAGUCGUCUACGUUCAAGUCCGAGACCCAUCUGUCUUUCCCAACUUGACGGCCAAACUGAAUCUCCCAAAAAUCUAAAUGAAUGUCAAACAUCCGGACUUUUAAAGCCUCAGACGCUGUUUUAUAUCUACGACUUUACUUGCUUUACAUGCUGUCAAUCAUUUCAACAGGUCAAAGUUAACCAUAAUCAUUUAUAGACUUCAGCAGCAGAAACCACAGGUGCUAACCCAUAUUCAGUACUGUACUCCUGGACAUAGAAACCAUAGACUUUGGAGACUCUGUUUUGAAACAGCAGUGGGUAAUAAAUGAUAACAUAACUAUGUGGUCCUCUCCAAGGUUUCUCAUAGUCAUCAUGGUCGACGUCCCACUGGGGUGAGUUUUUCCUUGCCCUUAUGUGGGCCCUACCGAGGAUGUCAUUAUGGUUUGUGCAGCCCUUUGAGACACUUGUGAUUUAGGGCUAUAUAAAUAAACACUGAUUGAUUAAUAUAUAAAUAUACUAGCAAGCUUGUUAGCUCAAGAUUAGGGUUAUGACCAAAAUGAUAACUACUAUUGUUUUUAUCAAUAUUGAAAUCACGUUUUUUUUUUAUCAAUAUUGAAAUCACGUUUAAUCACGUUUUAUUUGGUAAAAUAUAGUGUUCCGUUCUUGCGUGGUGAGAUCUUGGGGAUGGGGGAGGGUAAGAACGUGACGGCAUCAUCUAAUUCAGAGGUCCCCAAACUACACCAGCAUCCCCAGUUCGGCCCGCGGAACGUCCCAAGUAAAAAGAAGAAAAAAAAACUUUUCCAGACUCUCAAGCAAAUUAUAUUGUUGAUAGAUGCCCAUUUCUGAGGUACAGAUUUACUUUGGAAAGGAGGCGUGUGGCAUAUUUCUAUUGUAUUUAACAUUUAUAUGUAUUAGGGGUGUAACAGUACGUGUAUAUGUACUGAACCGUUUCGGUACGGGGGUUUCGGUUCGGUUAGGAUGUUUAUCGAACGAAUCCACAUGCUAGCAGCGACCUGGCUUAGGACAACAUGUGAAAGCCCGAGCUAGAAGACCCUCCAACGGAACAGGUUUCCACACAGACAUAUUAAGUAGCGUGCAGCACGUUGUGUAAACAAUGCACACCGAGGCACAACACACAGCAUGCUAGCAGCGACCGGGCUACAAUAGACUGACCAUACCUCCUCUUUUCACCGGAUAUGUCCUCUUUUGCAGGGCUGUCCGGGUGGAGUUUCUUAAAUGCCUUAAAUGUCCGGCAUUUUAAGUUAGGGUUGCGUGUAUUUCCAAUGUAUGUUCAGGGUUAAGAAGGGGUUAAAAACAAGACAAUUUGUGCACGCAGCAACAUUCGUGAGGGAGGGGCAGAGACAGAGAGAGUUAUGAUAAAUGCUCAUGCGUCACCAAGCUCUGCUUAUUACCCAUAGAUUUAUCAGAUUUUAUUUUUUAUUAUCUAUAGCAGGGGUGUCAAAAGUGUGCCCCGGAGGCCAAUCGCGGCCCACAUUAUUAUUAUUAUUAUUUUAAUAGUAUUCUAAAAAUACUAUUAAAAUAAACAAAAGCAUUUAGCAAAGGCUAAAUGUAAUUUAGAAAAAGUUGCAACGUUUAUUAAUAAAACAAAGCUGUUUUUUUUCUUUCAAACUCUCAUUGCUCAAAACAUAAUAUUGAAUUAAAAUCAAUGUUAUGAAGAAUUAUUGACCUAGCCAAGGUUCCCAUUACUUCACAUUAAUAUUCCACUAAGAAAAAUAUUUUUGGUUGAAAAUUUUGCAAAUUUGGUAAAUAAGUAACCAAAUAAUUUAUAUUUUGUUGUUUUCUUACUGUACCGAAAAUGAACCGAACCGUGACCUCUGAACCGAGGUAUGCACCUCCGUGUAUAUAUAUAUAUAUAUAUAUAUAUAUAUAUAUAUAUAUAUAUAUAUAUAUAUAUAUAUAUAUAUAUUAGGGCUGUGAAUCUUUGGGUGUCCCACGAUUUGAUUCAAUAUCGAUUCUUGGGGUCACGAUUCGAUAAUAUAGUGAUUUUUUUCGAUUCGAUUCUCGAUUCAAAAACGAUAUUUUUCCGAUUCAAAACGAUUCUGUAUUCAUUCAAUACAUAGGAUUUCAGCAGGAUCUACCCCAGUCUGCUGACAUACAAGCAGAGUAGUAUAUUUUUGUAAAACACUUUUAUAAUUGUAAAGGACUAUGUUUUAUCAACUGAUUGCAAUAAUGUAAAUGUGUUUUGACUAUUAAACAAACCAAAAAUAUGACUUAUUUUAUCUCUGUGAAAACAUUGGACACAGUGUGUUGUCAAGCUUAUGAGAUGCGAUGCAACUGUAAGCCACUGUGACACUAUUGUUCUCUUUUUAUUAUUUUUAUAAAUAAUAAAAAUGUCAGUGAGGGAUUUUUAAUCACUGCUAUGCUGAAAUUAUAAUUAAUAUUGAUAUUGUUGUUGAUUAUAUUCAUUUUAGUUUCAUUACUUUUGAAUUGUUCUGUGUCGUGUUUGUGUCUCCUCUCAAUUGCUCUGUUUAUUGCAGUUCUGAAUGUUGCUGGGUCAGGUUUGGUUUUGGAAUUGGAUUGCAUUGUUACUGUUCUGCCCUCACUGUAUGUGUUGAGGUUAUACAGCUUGGCAGACAGCUAACAACCAAUCCAGGACGUUCUAAUAAAGUUCCAAAGCAGAUAAAUCAA
Nerophis ophidion (straightnose pipefish) is the source of this 4387-nucleotide messenger RNA. RefSeq names its product flavin-containing monooxygenase 5-like. Bases 103 to 1836 code for a protein of 577 amino acids. NCBI's taxonomy places the organism in Eukaryota, Metazoa, Chordata, Actinopteri, Syngnathiformes, Syngnathidae. The transcript is spliced from 11 exons. Gene Ontology annotation, molecular function: NADP binding; N,N-dimethylaniline monooxygenase activity; flavin adenine dinucleotide binding. The record is from RefSeq and is a predicted model, not a curated record.